AGUGCGAUCGAGGAUCCCCGAUUUUCGAUCGGUCGUCGAACGCAACGUCGGUGGACAAGGUCUAGGAUGAAAUUUCAUCGCGUUGUCGAUAGAACACGCGAGGACUAUGACCGAGAACGUACACCGUGAGGACUGAAAACGCUCCAGAAAUCGUAUCAACGGACAAAUUCCGGAGGAAAGUGAUCGUUCUCGACCGGUGGAGUCAGGUAAAGGUUCGAAGCCAUUUAAAACUGGUCCGAAAAAUGAACUGGUUUUUUUGUGGGUCAUGACGUUAAAAGUUACGAAAAUAUAUAUCGAGAACUGUGCUUAACGGGACUGUUCUGGACGUUAAAAAAUUGUGCUGCCCCGUGACCUUGAAUACUGAUCGUGGUAACGCGAAAAUACACUACGGUCCAUGUGCUCGCCGUCGCCGGAUCUGCAAUUCAAGCAGAGGAAUAACAAUUUCGUUUCAUCGUGAUAAGGCUGUUCUUUUGCUUUCGUUACGAUCGAACGGCGUGUAACUUCCAGGCAACCUCGGAAGAAAAAGAACCGUAUAGCCCGACGAUGAACGCGUUUCGAAUUAUUUAAGACGGUCGCGUAGGCGCUCUGCAUUGUCUCCGGGUGGUUCGGCUCGCGGGGGAAAAAAAAACGAAUAAACGAGAGAAACUCUGCGGCAAGAGGGAACGAAGAUAUUGGAAAAAGAUGGCCUCUAUGUGUGGUAGCACGAAGAGCUAUCCGGCGAUAAACACCGGCAGCUAUUACAGACCAGGUGCCUACCCUUAUCAGAACGAUUAUUACUUACCACCGCGGUCAACAUGGUCGAGGGUGUCUCCGCAUCAGACGAAGAAACAAAGGGGCAGUACCACGUGGAAAGUCGGCAGCGCGAUGUUGAUAAUCUCCGCCAUGCUAGUAUUAAUCGCUGUCUUCGCGAUCGCUGGACUGGCUUUGUGGAUGGGAGCUCUCCGAACAGACUCGAAAAAUGCUAUCGUUGGAUUCACCUGCACCUUCAGGGUGGCCAAAGGUGAAAAGUACAACCCCAUGUUGAAACUAAAUACGAGCAUGGUGUUUCGCGAGAAGGAACGAAAGUAUAAGAAUAUAUUCGAGCUCCUAUUUAGAAGAAGCGUUCUAGGCACUGCUUAUCAGAAGACCAUCAUAGACAAAUUCGAAAGCGGCAUUCUGAAGGUCUUCUUCAGGAUAUAUCUGGACAGAAGGAAGGUGCCGCGAUCGAUCACGAACAUCGAGGAUACGCUCGAAGACAUAAUCGCGAAGGAGACGUACUCGUCGUCUUCUCUGUUCAAGGACAUGGAACUAGACCUCACCACGAUAUCGGUUAAAAGAAUAAAUCAGGACGCAGCCGGAGGUCAGAAACAGUCGCAGCAGAAAAACGCGAUGAUCACGAAGAACGGUCUCCUGCGCCCGAGUCGGAACAAUUCGCUGAUCACGAGCCCGAAAACAAAAACGAAACCGAGCAAACCAGAAUCCAGCGAGCCUGAAAUCGAUUUCAGCAACAUACCGACGAUUCAGGGCACGUACAAAGCCACGAAAGUGAACGCCACCGCUCAGAACAAGAUCAAUUCCACGGAGGGUGUUAGAACGCAGCCCGACGCGAGGAACGACACGAGAGGACCGUUAGCUCGCGAGGAAACUACUAUGAAAUCCUCCACUGUAGGAACGAGCGAGCCAACGCGCGGUAACGUGCACACGGUGCCCAUUAAAAUCAAACAGAGGGUAAAUUACACAGCGAACGACGCGCAACUCAACGAAACCAUCACGGAAUCAACCGCGAGGGUCCCGACGUCCACGAUGGCCGCCGCUCUGAACAAAACUGACGACAUUUUCAAGGAUUUCCGGAAACCCGAUUUCGAGACGUCGCCGUGGAAGCCGAUCAUACCCGGUUACGUGAACACCGAAUUGAAACUAUUGCCUGGGAACGUAGAGACGACCAACAACAAAGUGAACUACAGCAACGCGAACGUUGGGGAAGCAAUGGUCCCCGAAACGACCCUGAAACCGCCUCGACACACCGUUCAGAGCGUCCUCGAAACGUCGACGACGCGAACGAAAGUCGCGGAGCCGCCGGAAACGCUGAUCUCGUUCGCGGACGUUCCCGGUAUGAGCACCUUCGACACGGACGACAGCGACUUCCCGCGCGACAGGAUCGUGCCCCAGGAAAUGGUGAACUUCCGUGUGAACGGGAAAUUCAAGAACAAAAUCCCGGGACUCCUGGAGGACGGGCAGAUCUUCACCGUGCCUCCGGCGAGGACGGACGACGCCGAGAAGCCGGAAAUAGAAGUGGCGGGCCAGCUGCCGCUCGAGACCUACGACCUGAAGCUACGUACUUCCGCUCAGCCCGAGAGAAUGGAAUUUUCGUUCACGAAACCCUAUCGGUCCACGAACGAGAACGAGACUGGCUGGAGAGUCCCUGGAUCGCGAGUCUCCUACACGAUAACGGAUCCCAUUCGCGACUCGGAAGACGCCAAGCAUCCUGGAGGCUCGUCGAAAACGAACAAGAAGAGAGUGGACCAGGUUACCGCGAACACGGAGAAACGAAACUCGACGAUCGGUUCCAGUACACCCAGAUGGAACGUGCAGAGGCCGACACAACCCGACGUGGAAUCGACCACGAAAGUGUCCAGGGUAGGCGUGGCGGAGCCUAUUUCGGACGUGGACGUCGAAUUGGAGCCUAGGAACCGAUACUCGGACGUCCAAGGGGUUACCAAACACCAUAAUAACGCUUUGCAAGACAGAAAGGUUGACAAGACUGUCCAGGAGCCUGUGUACACGAGCUACAAGACGCCCGAUUUGAACGGGGCCGCUCUGAGGCCAAGCUUGAUCGAGAACUCUGGGACGCUCAAGCCUUUCAGGCACACUAUUCCGGUCGACAAGAUCACGUCCGUGGUGGAUGACGACGGGAACGAUCAAGAGUCCUCGUCGAAGCAAGAGACUAAUGCCGUGACCGACAGCAUAAUACACGAGGAAGAGAAAUUCGUCGAGGUGGCUCAAACGAACGCGAACGCAAACGCGACGCGAGUGUUGCCAGGAGACUUGGAAAAAGUCGUGGAAGUAGAGACUUUUGUCAGGGAUCGGGAAACGAACGUUCCGAUGGAGCACGCAAAGAUCGAGAUGUUCGAUCGCGUGACGCCAACGGAAUCGAGUACUCGAGGUAUGAUAGACGACGAGAAAUUGUUGAAACUGAGCACGACGGAAGUCUACUCGGAGAUGAUUCACCCGUCGUACAAUAACAUAGACAAACUGGUCGUGAGGAACGAGGACACCAAGGAGACGCCACCGGAAAGAAUAACGUCGAACGUAUCGAGAAACUCCACGUUCAUAGAAAUCGACACGCUGCAGCACACUCCUGGACAGACCGAGGACAACGAUUCGUCGAGACACAGGCCGCCUUUCGAUACGGAGGACGAGUCGUACUGGUUCUCCAACGAAACCACGAAUCGACCCGGCUCGCUGGAGACCCGGAAGAAGGUCUACAACGACACCCUGAAGGCAUACGUGGUGGAGAACUUGGUCACGUUGGCGCCCGCCAAGAGCAACACUGCUGUUGGCAGGCCUGUCAGACCCAGACCCAAAGUCGACAAAGAGAAAACCGCGAACCGAAGCUCCACGGAGGACGCGAUGCUUCUGGAGCAGUUGUUCGGCGUGCAGAGUCGCGACAGAAACACGACGAAACGCGAUUCGCCUAAUCGUCGGGACUACCUCCAAUCCGAGGCGUCGGAGAACGCGAACGGGCACGCCAGGAUCGAGCAAAUCGUAGAAGUGGUGACGUCGAUCAGCACCAAAGUGUCCUCGAACUUCAACGACGAUCCUAUCGUGCUGAAACUCAUGAUCACCAAUUCUACGUCGCUUCCGGUGAUACGCUCGGAAUCGCACGAGGAAACGUCGACGCAACGAGUACCGGAAGAGUUUGCCGCCGACGACAGUCGCGAAGAGAAUCGUUCGUUCGAAGGCGACUCGAAGAUGGAUCUAGAUCCGAGCAAAGGGGGCGAGAAAGUAGAAAAGUCUCACGAUCAGACGAUUCAGACGUUCGACAGGAAGAUCUCCACGAUCGAGGAAAACCGAUUUCUGCUGGAGAAGCUGAAGCAACUAGCCGCGAUCGGGACCGACGACAAGCCGGUGAAAAGUAGCAAGAAUCAUUCGAGACCUCAGGUUUCGAACGCGAAACCGGAAGCCCGGCCGUUGCUCGAUUUCGAGAAACUGAAGGAGAUCGCGGACAUCGCGACCGGGAACAAGACCUUGAUGAACUCGAGCGCGGGGUUCACGAUGACACGCGACGGAGUGGAAAUAUUCACCAAGAUCUUGAACAAGAUGGAGGAUCGAGACGACAAGAUGAUCUCCACCACCGAGAAAACUACAGAAGCUGACGAUUGUUUCGGUUUCCUAUGCAGAGACGGGAAAUGUCUGCCAUCCAGUGGCAGAUGCAACAUGUUGGGUGAAUGUUCGAAUUCGGAGGACGAAGCGAACUGUACGUGCGCCGACUUUCUAAAAGCGCAGCUCCUGCAUCAGAAAAUUUGCGACGGCGUGGCCGACUGUUGGGACUAUUCGGACGAAACUGACUGCGACUGGUGCGAGGAGGGUCAAUUCGUGUGCGGUAACAGUCGAUCCUGCGUGGAUCAAGAUAAGGUUUGUAACGGUUUCGCGGACUGUCCCGAAGGGGAGGACGAAAAGAAAUGCGCUGCGCUCAUAGAGGACGACAUAGUUCUAAAUCACGAGAACACAAGCGCGUUUCCAACGCGGGAGAAUAAUUUUGAGACGACGGUGACGGAGGACGCGUACCCAUCGGUGCAGGAAUAUUUUUCGGAAAUCGAAUCCACCACUGACAAGGACGUCGUCUUCGAUCAAGAAGCAGUCGAAUCCUCCAUCUUAGAAUCCACUACUCUCCGUGCUCUCAAGGACAACGUUCGGCUGGAAAAAAUUAUAAACACAAAAACUGAGUCGACGAUCAAGGAAGGAGCGGUCUUUGGCAACCGUGAACGAUCUAACGCCACUCUAGUUUCCGGAAGGGAAAUAUCGUCGAAUGGAAAGGACGUUCUUACUCGUGGGAACUCUAUCCACGUAAAUGCAAACGAGAACGACGCUACCUCCAUCAAUGUUAAGAAGGAGAUUAACAAUUACAACGAGGAGGGUUACAUAAACAUACGAAAGAACGGGAAAUGGGGAAAAUUGUGCUUAAGUGGAAUGGAUACUCUUUUGCAAGAGAGGCAAGCUACCUGGACCAUGGAGGACCUCGGCAGAGCUGUUUGCAAGGCAAUUACGUAUCAAGAUUACGAAACCGUCGAAAAGGUAUUGGACGAAAGGCCAACAUCCAGUCGCUCGUAUUACACGUUGUCGUACAACGAGAAACCCCUGGAUAAGACGAUCCUGACUUUCAAACCAUCCGAGUGCCCGAGCGGCGAGAUUCUCAGGGUCAAGUGCAAGAACCUUGAGUGCGGAAUAAGAACGCAGGUUCCAUCGCAGGCAAGGAUAGUUGGGGGCGGUAGCUCUUCGGCUGGAAGCUGGCCGUGGCAGGUGGCUCUGUAUAAGGAAGGCGAUUAUCAAUGUGGAGGUGCUCUCAUCAGCGACAGAUGGAUCCUAUCCGCGGCGCAUUGCUUUUACCAUGCUCAAGACGAGUAUUGGGUGGCAAGGAUCGGAGCAACUCGCCGUGGAAGUUUCCCGAGUCCUUACGAACAAGUGCUACGCUUGGACCACAUAUCCUUGCAUCCCGAAUACAUCGACAACGGAUUCAUAAACGACAUAGCGAUGCUGAGGCUCGAGAAGCCGGCGAUCUUCAGCGACUACGUCAGACCGAUAUGUCUUCCUGAAACAGAGCCAAAAAGUGGUACUAUGUGCACCGUGACCGGAUGGGGGCAACUGUUCGAGAUUGGAAGAAUAUUUCCGGAUACGCUGCAAGAAGUACAGCUUCCUGUAAUCUCCACGGAGGAGUGUCGAAGGAAGACGCUGUUUCUUCCCUUGUACAGGAUCACGUCGGGAAUGCUUUGCGCAGGAUUGAAGGAUGGUGGAAGAGAUGCUUGUUUGGGAGACAGCGGUGGACCUCUGGUUUGCUCGGGAUCGGACAACACGUACACUCUUCAUGGUAUCACUUCGAACGGUUAUGGUUGCGCCAGACCCGGAAGACCGGGAGUCUACACGAAAGUCCAUCAUUAUCUUCCUUGGAUCGAGCACACGUUCUCGAGCGAGGACAUUCGAUCGUCGAUAGUGUCCUGCAAGGGACAUCGAUGUCCCCUCGGUGAAUGUCUGCCAAAAUCACGAGUAUGCAACGGAUUUUUAGAAUGCUCGGACGGUAGCGACGAACGUAAUUGUCCUGUUAAUUUUUAACACGUCGUGUCCAAUGGCGGGCAUCGAUCUUCGCCAUUUAGUCUUUCCGUUCAAGGCCCUCGUGCACUUGAAACGCUUACCAUCGAUAAACGCAGAUACUUGGAAACAUUCGAAUACCAAUUUACGUAAUUCGGAAUACUGUAAAAUAAUAAGUACACCGUCGAAGUAUCGAAUGUUUCUAGUUUUCUGGACGAAUCAAAACGGAAAGACACCGAACGUGUUAACGAAAAAAAGACUGAUGGUAUUUGUACACGCGUCGGGCAAACGAAUUAAUUAAUUAAACGAGUUUAAGAAUCCGCGUGUCUGCUCGCUGGCAACGAAACCGUAGUUGGCUGAAAAUCAAUUGGCCGCUCAACUUAAACAUAGGAGAAAAGUAGUUCUGCCUAGCACGAUUCACGGUUGGGGAAACGAUCUUGAGCAACCAAUUAAUUUUAUCCUAACGAUAAUCCGUUUGCCGCAAUCAGACGCGAGGAUCAAUGAGUUUUUGAAUAAAAAGCAAAACACGAGACAUACACAAGCACUGAAAGAAACUGUUUGAAUUUUCACCGUGUCUUUACGAACACUUCUGUAAAAUAUAAAAAUGUUCGUUGAUUUGAUAUAUGUAUAGAUAGAAAUCGAGAACUGAAGACAAAUGUUACAAAAUAUAUUGAACAUCCGUACAAGCUGUUGAAAGUUUCAAGUAUUAAUGAUUAACUAAGAAGUAUAAUCUUCUGUGCAAUUAUCAAUGCGUUUGAUUGUUAAUAUUAAUGCGUUAGAAUCAUAGAAGUAAAUCGACUAAUGGCAACCAUUAGAUUAUUCACGGCAUUAUUUGUUCAAUCAUUCGUACGACUCAGACGUACUUAGCGUAGACAUAUUUAGACGAACCUGGCAUUCUGAUUCUUUGUAGUUGCAAAACGAAUCUCAAGGCCACGUAUAUCGUGCUCACUACUUUAGUCUCUUCGUAAGUUCAAAGGUUUUUAACAUAAUGUGUAUAUAUCGUGUCUA
Messenger RNA from Colletes gigas, 7290 nucleotides. RefSeq lists its product as uncharacterized. The record is from RefSeq and is a predicted model, not a curated record. Lineage: Eukaryota; Metazoa; Arthropoda; Insecta; Hymenoptera; Colletidae. The coding region runs from base 682 to 6306 and encodes 1874 amino acids. Gene Ontology annotation, biological process: proteolysis. The transcript is spliced from 13 exons. Gene Ontology annotation, molecular function: protein binding; serine-type endopeptidase activity.